AGGAGGGGAACUCGUCACAUAAUGUGUGGAUCGCUGUCUUCGUCUAGCGCGCCCCAGGCUGUGUCCUCAGCUUCUGUACAUCAACGGGACCUGCCACAGAGUUGUCCUGGUUGCCCACCUUUCUGCACAGUUGACAGAAUCAUGACGGCCUUCAAAGGGAUCUGGACCAAAGACUUCUGGCGGGCGGUGUCCGCAGAGUUCUUGGCCACCCUGAUUUUCGUGCUCCUCAGCGUCGGCUCGACCAUCAACUGGGCUGCGGGGAAGGACAGCCAGCCUCCGGCUGACCUGGUGCUGAUCUCGCUCUGCUUCGGCCUCAGCAUCGCCACGAUGGUCCAGUGCUUCGGCCACAUCAGCGGGGGCCACAUCAACCCCGCCGUCACGGCAGCCAUGGUGGCCACCAGGAAACUGAGCCUGGCCAAGGCCGUGUUCUAUGUGGCGGCGCAGUGCCUGGGAGCUACGGCGGGGGCAGGGAUCCUCUACCUGGUCACUCCCAGUGCUGUGAGAGGAAGCCUAGGAGUAACCUCGGUUAACUCCGACCUAUCGGCAGGACAUGCUCUUGUUGUGGAACUCUUCAUCACUUUUGAGCUGGUCUUCACUGUCUUUGCCACAUGUGACCCGAAACGGAACGACUUGAAAGGUUCAGCUGGCCUAGCCAUUGGACUUGCUGUGUGCAUUGGUCAUCUUUUUGCAAUCCCCUACACUGGUGCCAGCAUGAACCCCGCGCGCUCGUUUGGGCCUGUGCUCGUUACCUGGAACUGGGAAAAUCACUGGGUGUACUGGGUGGGUCCACUCCUUGGUGCCAUUCUGGCGGCGGCGCUGUACGAGUAUCUGUUCUGCCCAGACCCUGCAAUGAAGAAGCGUCUCAGCGAGCUGUUCGUCAAAGACCCCUCUGGGAAAUACAAGGAAGUGGAGUGUCCCCGCGCACUGCAGUACAACGGAGAGCCCGACGACCUGGUCAUCAAACCCGGCUCGUUCCUCAGCACCGUGGACAAGAGGGAGAAGGAGGAGGCGUUGCGGGAGUCCCCCGGGGAGGUGCUGUCCUCCGUAUGACUACCACGUGCACUGGAGAUGGAGACCAACCUGUAGGGCAGCAGGGGCUGCCAGUGACCUGUGGCCAGGCCCUCCUUACCAUCUACACAUAAACAAAAACAAAAACAAACAAAACGAAAAACAAACAAACAAACAAAAAUCGUGAUCUCAGGGAGCUUUGUUUCUCUCUGGGCACUCACCAAAGUGUAUUUCUUAUGUAUAGGGCCAUGCCCUGUGUUUUGCUGCAUAAGACGCCUUUGGUUAUACCCCAGCAUUCUGUCAGCUCCGUUGAUUCAUUACUUGCACUAUUUUUUGCUGCAAGUUGGACAGUUUUUGUUUUCUAAAUUAACUCUUUCUGCAUGAUGCAACACUGAACCAUAAAUUGACAGUGACACACCAUGAAAGGAUUCUCAUGCCAAAAAAGGAAAUUUUACAACAAAAACAUGUAAAACCGUCACAUUCCAUUAAGCCGCAUAUGUCAUCAAACUUGGUGGAAAGUCUCGACCUAUUGCCUUGUUAAUCUUGGAUUAGUGUCUAGUUUCAUACAUCACAUGUCAUGACAUCAUGGUCAUUAAGCAAAUUACAAACCCCAUGGUAUGAUGGACAGUGAUAAGGUAUGCGGCCGGUCAGAAGCAGGUUGGAAGUUCCUUGACCAUCUGAGCCAGUGUGUUUACACAUUGACUUGCUCCAUUUGCAGUGCACAGAUUUGGGACUGUCUUGUUAUCCAACUGUAUCAUUAUUUUCCUCAGCAACUCUGAUAGCAACUCCCAAUGCCUUACAUUGUAAAAUAUAUGGUGGUGGUGGUGGUGGUUAUAGGUCUUAAUAUGUAUAGAAAAUAUAGAUAGUGUGAAUGGAGUUAAACCCUCUGCACUGUGUUUUUCAGUGUGUGUGUGAUGCAAAGUAUGUUACUAUAAAUGUUUGUGUAUUUUUUUAUUUAUGAGAUAACAUAAGCUGUGACAAACUCAGCCUCAUUGAUCUGUGACCUUAACAAAUUGCUUAUUUUUUCAAUGCAUGGAUUGCAGCACUCAGCCAAUAAAUAUACUCUAGUGAUAUGGUUGUUUCAA
Messenger RNA from Sardina pilchardus (European sardine), 2093 nucleotides. RefSeq names its product aquaporin-4-like. The transcript has 5 exons. Gene Ontology annotation, cellular component: basolateral plasma membrane; plasma membrane. Gene Ontology annotation, biological process: water transport; transmembrane transport. Gene Ontology annotation, molecular function: water channel activity. The record is from RefSeq and is a predicted model, not a curated record. Bases 22 to 1050 code for a protein of 342 amino acids. NCBI's taxonomy places the organism in Eukaryota, Metazoa, Chordata, Actinopteri, Clupeiformes, Clupeidae.